Messenger RNA from Drosophila serrata, 5946 nucleotides. RefSeq names its product transcription elongation factor Spt6 (gene Spt6). Gene Ontology annotation, molecular function: nucleosome binding; histone binding; DNA binding. The record is from RefSeq and is a predicted model, not a curated record. Gene Ontology annotation, biological process: transcription elongation-coupled chromatin remodeling; transcription elongation by RNA polymerase II; nucleosome organization. NCBI's taxonomy places the organism in Eukaryota, Metazoa, Arthropoda, Insecta, Diptera, Drosophilidae. Gene Ontology annotation, cellular component: transcription elongation factor complex.
UUGUGACACUGAAAGAGACGUUUAUUGUGCAUUAAUUUUAGUUAAAUUCGUUUUUAAGCAUAUAGUUUAAUUAUUUAAUUUAUUACGAUGGCCGAAUUUCUAGACUCGGAGGCCGAGGAAUCGGAGGAGGAGGAAGAAUUGGACGUGCACGAGCGCAAGAAACUUAAGAAGUUGAAGGCCGCAGUCUCCGACAGCAGCGAGGAGGAAGAAGAUGACGAGGAGCGGCUGCGCGAAGAGCUCAAGGAUCUAAUUGACGACAAUCCCAUCGAGGAGGAUGACGGCAGUGGCGACGACUCAGACACCGGUAGCGGUGGCGACGACGAAGGCGGCGGCGGUAGUGGCAAGAAGCGGAAAAAGCAUGAGGACGACGAUCUGGACGACCGGCUCGAGGAUGAUGACUACGAUUUGAUUGAGGAGAAUCUGGGUGUUAAAGUCGAGAGGAGGAAGCGGUUUAAGCGUCUGCGUCGCAUCCACGACAAUGAAAGUGAUGGCGAGGAGCAGCAUGUGGACGAAGGUCUGGCCCGCGAACAGAUCGCUGAGCAGCUGUUUGACGAGAAUGACGAGAGCGUUGAACAUCGCAGCGAAAGGAGUCCCAGAGAAGCGGAUGAUUUUGGCGAAGACGAAUCUGAGUCGGAUGCGGAUGAUUUCAUUGUCGACGACAAUGGACGCCCCAUAGCCGAGAAAAAGAAGAGAAGACCCAUCUUUACAGAUGCAUCGCUGCAGGAAGGCCAGGACAUCUUCGGCGUGGACUUUGACUACGACGACUUUUCCAAAUACGAGGAGGACGAGUACGAGGAUGAUUCCGAGGGUGACGAGUACGACGAGGACCUGGGCGCUGGCGAAGAAUCACGCGUCAAAAAGAAAAAGGCGCUCAAGAAAAAGGUGGCGAAGAAGACGAUAUUUGAUAUUUACGAGCCAAGUGAACUGAAGCGCGGACACUUUACCGAUUUGGACAAUGAGAUUCGCCAGACAGACAUCCCCGAGCGGAUGCAACUGCGCCAGGUGCCCGUCACCCCGGUCUUUGAGGGCUCCCACGAGCUGGAUGACGAGGCCGACUGGAUCUACAGGUUUGCAUUCUGCAAACAGACUGUUUCCGAGCAGGAGAAGGCAGACAAUCGUGAGAAGCUGCGCAAGCCACCGACGGCGGUCAACAAGAUCAAGCAGACCCUGGAGUUUAUACGCAACCAGCAGCUGGAAGUGCCCUUCAUUGCCUUCUACCGCAAGGAAUAUGUCAAGCCAGAGUUGAACAUCGACGAUCUGUGGAAGAUCUACUACUACGACGAGCGCUGGUGCCAGCUGACCGAACGGAAGCGAAAGCUGAAGGCUCUCUUCGAGAAGAUGCGACAGUUCCAGCUGGACACGCUGUGCGCAGACCCGGAGAAGCCGCUGCCGGACGACGUCCGUUUGAUGCCGGAUAGUGACUUCGAGCGUCUGGCGGACGUCCAGUCCAUGGAGGAGCUGAAGGACGUGCACAUGUACUUCUUGCUUAACUAUUCCCAUGAACUGCCGCGCAUGCAGGCGGAGCAGCGACGCAAGCAGCUCCAGGAGCGUCGAGAGGCCAAGGCACGACGCCAGGCGGCAGCUGCUGAGAACGGCGAGGAUGCGGCGGCAGACGGAGCGCCAGCCACAAUACCCGAGCCAGAGAAUGAAGACGACGAGCCGGAUCUUGUGGACGAUCAGCUGAAGCAGGCGCCCAACAGCAGUCCGUAUGCGGUGUUCCGCAAGGCGGGCAUCUGUGGCUUCGCUAAACACUUCGGUCUCACGCCGGAACAGUUUGCGGAGAACCUGCGUGACAAUUACCAGCGCAACGAGGUCACACAGGAAAGCCUCGGCCCCACGGAGCUGGCCAAGCAGUAUCUCUCACCGCGCUUCAUGACCGUUGACGAGGUGCUGCACGCCGCCAAGUAUGUGGUGGCCCGCCAGCUGGCGCAAGAGCCCCUGCUCCGGAAGACCAUGCGGGAAGUGUACUUUGACAGGGCACGAAUCAACAUCCGGCCCACUAAGAACGGCAUGGUGCUGAUUGACGAGAACUCGCCGGUGUAUCCAAUGAAGUAUGUAGCGAAGAAGCCGGUGGGUGACCUGUUCGGCGACCAGUUUAUCAAGCUGAUGAUGGCUGAGGAGGAGAAGCUGCUGGAGAUCACGUUCCUUGAGGAGUUCGAGGGUAAUGCCAAUGCCAAUGGACCGCCCGGCGACUACGUGGAGGAGGCCAAGGCCUUGUAUCACCUCGAUCAGUUCUCCAAGCACGUCCUUGAGUGGAAUGCACUGCGCGCGGACUGUGUGAAGCUGGCGCUGCAGAAGUGGGUCAUCCCCGACCUGAUUAAGGAGCUGCGCGCCACGUUGCAUGAGGAGGCGCAGCAGUUCGUCCUGCGCUCCUGCACCGCCAAGCUGUACAAGUGGCUCAAGGUGGCUCCCUACAAGCCCCAGCUGCCCGCCGACUUUAACUACGAUGAUUGGAGCACGCUGCGCGGCAUCCGGGUGCUGGCCCUGGCCUACGACCCGGACCAGUCGGUAGCCGCCUUCUGUGCGGUGACCACCGUCGAAGGCGACAUAUCUGACUAUCUGCGCCUCCCGAACAUCCUCAAGCGUAAGAACUCGCACAACGCCGAGGAGAAGGCCCAGAAGCUGACCGAUCUGCGCAAGCUGAGCGACUUUAUCAAAAUGAAAAAACCACACAUAGUGGUAAUCGGGGCGGAGUCACGCGACGCCCAGACCAUCCAGGCUGACAUUAAGGAGAUACUCAAGGAGUUGGAGACGUCCGAGCAGUUUCCGCCGAUCGAGGUGGAGAUUAUCGACAACGAGCUGGCCAAAAUCUAUGCCAACUCGAAGAAGGGCGAGUCGGACUUCAAGGAGUAUCCGGCACUGCUCAAACAGGCCGUCUCCCUCGCCCGAAAGAUGCAGGAUCCGCUCGUGGAGUAUUCGCAGCUGUGCGAUGCGGACGACGAGAUUCUCUGCCUGCGCUACCAUCCGCUGCAGGAGCGGGUGCCACGCGAACAGCUGCUGGAGCAGCUCAGCCUCGAGUUCAUCAACCGGACCAGUGAGGUGGGCCUGGACAUCAACCUGAUGGUGCAGAACGCGCGCACCACCAACCUCCUUCAGUACACCUGCGGUCUGGGUCCGCGCAAGGGCCAGGCGCUGCUGAAGCUGCUCAAGCAGAGUAACCAGCGCCUGGAGAACCGCACCCAGCUGGUCACCGUGUGCCACCUGGGGCCGAAGGUCUUCAUCAACUGCAGCGGCUUUAUCAAGAUCGACACCUCAUCACUGGGGGACAGCACCGAGGCGUACGUGGAGGUGCUCGACGGGUCGCGUGUUCAUCCCGAGACGUACGAGUGGGCCCGAAAGAUGGCCAUUGAUGCAAUGGAGUACGAUGACGAGGAGACCAAUCCGGCCGGCGCACUGGAGGAGAUUUUGGAGUCGCCGGAACGCCUCAAGGAUCUCGAUCUGGACGCCUUUGCCGUGGAGCUGGAGCGCCAGGGCUUCGGCAGCAAAAGCAUCACACUGUACGACAUCCGCAACGAGCUGAGCUGUCUGUACAAGGACUACCGCACCGAGUACACCAAGCCCAGCGCCGAGGAGCUCUUCGACAUGCUGACCAAGGAGACACCAGACUCCUUUUACGUGGGUAAGUGUGUGACAGCCAUGGUCACGGGCUUCACUUACCGCCGGCCGCAAGGCGAACAGUUAGACAACGCAAAUCCCGUGCGGAUCGAUACCAGCGACAGCUGGCAGUGUCCCUUCUGUCACAAGGACGACUUCCCCGAGCUAUCAGAGGUGUGGAAUCACUUUGACGCCAACGCCUGUCCCGGUCAGGCGUCCGGAGUGCGAGUGCGGCUGGAGAACGGUCUGCCCGGCUUCAUACACAUCAAAAAUUUGUCCGACAAACAGGUGCGCAAUCCGGAGGAGCGCGUUCGCGUCUCCCAGAUGAUUCACGUGCGCAUCAUCAAGAUCGACAUUGAUCGGUUCUCGGUCGACUGCUCCUCGAAGACGGCGGAUCUCAAGGAUGUGAACAACGAGUGGCGGCCACGCAGGGACGCCUUCUACGACUUUGUCACCGAGGAGCUGGACAACCGCAAGGCCAGCGACGCCAAGGCGAAGGCGCUAAAACGCAAGACGUACGCGCGUCGGGUAAUUGCCCAUCCGAGCUUCUUUAACAAGUCGUACGCUGAAGUGGUGGCCAUGCUGGCGGAGGCCGACCAGGGCGAGGUAGCAAUGCGACCGAGCAGCAAGUCCAAGGAUCAUCUGACCGCCACGUGGAAGGUGGCCGACGAUAUCUUCCAGCACAUCGAUGUGCGCGAGGAGGGCAAGGAGAAUGAGUACAGUCUCGGACGCAGCCUCUGGAUUGGCACGGAGGAGUUCGAGGAUCUAGACGAGAUCAUAGCGCGGCACAUCAAUCCGAUGGCAGUGGCAGCCCGUGAGCUCAUCCAGUACAAGUACUACAAGCCGAACACGGCGCCGGCUAACGUCAACGAGCGCGAUUUCAUGGAGCAGGUGCUGCGUGACGAGAAGACGCGUGACCCCAAGAAGAUCCACUACUUCUUCACGGCGUCGCGCAGCAUGCCCGGCAAGUUCCUGCUAUCCUACUUGCCCAAGACCAAGGUGCGCCAUGAGUAUGUGACUGUGAUGCCCGAGGGAUAUCGCUUCCGGGGUCAGAUAUUUGACUCGAUCAACAGUCUCCUGCGCUGGUUCAAGGAGCACUGGUUGGACCCGACCGCAUCGCCAGCCUUCACCUCGUCGGGCUCGAGUGCCACGCCGCUGCAUGGUCACGGUCUGCACAGUAUGCGUCCUCCGCCGGCGGUCUCAGCCUCUUUACUCUCCUCAUCCCAGCCGCCGUACAGCCUCAACACUAAUAUGAGCGGCACGCCGCGUAGUGCCAUCAGCAGCUCCGGCGGUGUAGGCAGCUCCAGCGGCGGCGGCGGUGGUGGUGGCGGUUCCAGCGCCUACUCCGUAUCGCAUUCCAUUGUGAGCUACGGCGCCACAACGAACGCCUCGCUGGCGGCGGCUGCAGCGUCAGCGAGCGCCUCCUCCCACUACGGGGGCCUGACAUCCACGCCGUCGUUUGGAGCCAUCAUCAACACGCCGUACACACCCAGUGGGCAGACACCGUUCAUGACGCCCUACACGCCGCACGCCUCGCAGACGCCACGCUACGGGCACAAUGUACCGAGCCCCAGCUCCCAGUCGUCGUCCAGCCAGCUACAUCACUACGGCAGCUCAGGCACGGGCACCACGCCCAGGAGUUACUAUGACAUAGGUGGAGCUAGCAGCGGCAGUGGUGGUUCGAAUGCCUACAACAUGGGCGGCAAUAUGCAGCCGCAUCACCAGCAACGUGCAAAAGAGAACCUCGACUGGCAGCUGGCCAAUGAUUCCUGGGCAAGACGCAGACCACAACAACAGCAGCAGCAGCACCAUCAUACACAGCAGCAGCAGGGAAUGGGCAUGGGAAUGGGUUCCGGUGGCGGCAGCGGCGGCGGAAGUGGUUAUAACUCUACGCCCAGCAACGAUUACCACAGCAGCAGCGGGCACAAUCGUGGCAUGGGAGUUAAUCAUGGACAUGGGCAUGGCCAUGGUCAUGGCCACGGCUCGGGGGCGUUAUCCUCGAAGGUGUCCGUGCGAAGUACGCCGCGCACCAACACCUCGCCGCACUCGAUGAAUCUGGGCGAUGCCACGCCGCUCUACGACGAGAACUAGACCGCGAUCCGGGCAGCAAACACACUUUAACUACCAUAAAGAACACUAACUAACAUAUAACUAGAUAUAGCAUGUACGGAACGAGAACAGAACCGAAAAGAACAGAACACAGAACCCUACAAUAAUACACAUGCAGCUGGCGGAGAGGCAGCUGCACCCUAAUCUUAGUAAGUUGAUGUGCGUUUGGCAUUGAUCCUCAACGAUAAUUAAUAUUAAGUGCAAAUCGAAACUAAUCGCGUUAUAUAUAAAUAUAUAUACAAA